CCACCGUCAAGUUCUGACGCACCCUAGGGUUAACUUGGACGGGGGUAUAAUCAGAAAACAAGCACCCAGAUAUGCCCCCAGGACGGAUUCUCCGUGUAGGAUAUUUCCGGUCUUUUUUCCAUCGAAGUGCUCCAGCUCCCGUCCUGCCGCUUACUGGAAGAAGCGUGUCCCCAUCUUCCGCGCUCUCCCGACGUUUAACUAUACCCCAUACCGCACGCAUACGAAACCCCUUGACUAUCCGUUCAUUCACAUAUUCACCUGAACCUCGCGAGGAAACCGUAUCAUUAACACAACGUCUGAAAAUUCUCAUCAAGACUCACGGAUGGUACGCCUUGGGCGUUUACACCGUUCUCACCGCAUUAGACUUUACCCUAUGUUUCGCUGUCAUCUAUUUCCUUGGAGCGGAACAAGUCAACCGCCUCGUUCAGCCGAUACGAACGUUCAUCAACGAGAUUUUGCACCGUCAGACGGACCCCCUUGAACCAACGGAUUCGGUUGGCACAUCGCCGAAUGGCUCUGGUUCUGAUGGAUUGUAUGCAAUAGCUAUAUUGGCUUAUGGGAUUCAUAAGACACUAUUGCUCCCUGUUCGAGUCGGUCUUACGGCUGCACUCACUCCAAAGCUUGUUAGCUUUCUGACGGCCCGGGGGUGGGUAGGGAAGGGAGGUGCUACGCGAGCUGCUAUCCACGUCAGGGAAAGAGUCAAGGCUGGUGUUAAACGCGACAAGUAGAAGCCUUCACUACGGAAAAGCUCAGGAAACCAUUUUAUACCUGCGCAAUAUUUGGUGUCGAGUUGGGUGUAUCAUCGACAACUAUCAUACAUCAAUCACCGCUAGUAUACACAUUUGCU
Cantharellus anzutake is the source of this 847-nucleotide messenger RNA. RefSeq lists its product as uncharacterized. NCBI's taxonomy places the organism in Eukaryota, Fungi, Basidiomycota, Agaricomycetes, Cantharellales, Hydnaceae. Gene Ontology annotation, cellular component: mitochondrion. The transcript has 2 exons. The record is from RefSeq and is a predicted model, not a curated record. Bases 72 to 728 code for a protein of 218 amino acids.